AUGCUUUCAAAUGAAUCUGUGACCAACACGAACAAUCAUCCAAAUCGAUUUCUCUCGUCAAUUGAAGCUUAUGAAACAGUACCAAUAGUUUCACUAGAGAGAGCAAUUGAAUCUCUCGUACCCAUCGUUCCUCAUAUAGAACAACGAACACUAGUAGCAAAAACAAAAUGUCAAAAUCCUGCAGAGCAUCUAUCCAUCGAUGAAUCAGCAGCUAUUUGUCUCUAUUCGAUGGAAUGGACACCAUAUCAGCAAAGUAUUUAUUUCCUAUUGAAUGCUGCACUACGUGAACGAGAACACGAGCAAAUGAAACCAUGGAUUCUCUUCAUGAAGCUUCUUCUCACAGCUCUCAAUCGUUUACCAUCCAAAUUUCAAACUGUUUUCCGUGGUGUCAAAUUGGAUUUACACGGCGAAUAUUCUCGUGGUGAUCUUAUCAUUUGGUGGGGAUUUACUUCGUGUACAAGUACAAUCAACGUUUUACAAUCGAAUAAGUUUCUCGGUAAAAAAGGCGAAAGAACACAGUUUAUCAUUGAAUGUAUCAACGGAAAAAAUAUUAGUAAACAUUCGUAUUUCAAAUCUGAAAAUGAAAUACUUCUCAUGCCGGGAACAUGCUUUCAAGUUAUUUCAUUUCUUGACCAUGGUCAUGACUUCUAUACAAUACAAUUGAAAGAAAUUGAAUCGAUCUCGCCGAGUUCUGUUCCGUCUGCUGAAAGUCAAAUGAAACAAUUAGAAACACGACGCGAUGUUUUUCGAUUUGGAAAAUCGUUAAAAGAAAAGGAUCUGAACAUGAUCGUUCAACAAGAAAUUAUCGAUUGUCAAUGUACACAUUUGUAUUUAAAAGAAUCAGAUUUAACAUCUCGAUGUGCAUUAAUACUCGCCAAUAUUCUACAUCAUAAUACUACAUUGAAAGGUUUGUAUCUCUUCAACAAUCAGAUUGGUGAUUCAGGCGUGCAAGCAUUAGCCAUGGCGCUUUCUUUCAACAAAAAUCAGACACUUGAAGAGCUCAGCUUGGGAUGUAAUUUAAUAACAUGUCAAGGCGCUGAGUACCUUGCUCAAAUGUUAAUAACGAAUCAAACGUUGAAAGGUCUUUGGUUAUCACAAAAUUCUAUUGAUGAUCGAGGAAUACAAACCUUAGCAACAGUUCUUCAAUGCCAGAAUCGAACUUUACAAGGCUUAUCGCUUGGAUGGAACAAACAAAUCAAUGAUUUGAGUAUCGGCGCGUUAAUGGAUAUGUUAAAUGAUAAUCAAUCAUUGAAAAUGCUUGAUCUUAAAACUUGUAAAAUAUCUAGAUCGGGUAAAAGUCGAUUUUGUGACGUAAUCAAAUGUAAAAAGAAUUUUCAAUUGUUGAUAUAA
This is a messenger RNA of Adineta ricciae, 1350 nucleotides long. Lineage: Eukaryota; Metazoa; Rotifera; Eurotatoria; Adinetida; Adinetidae. The record is from the annotation of a GenBank genome assembly.